Mobula hypostoma (lesser devil ray) is the source of this 3440-nucleotide messenger RNA. It is a transcript of the gene s100p, whose product is annotated as S100 calcium binding protein P. Gene Ontology annotation, biological process: detection of calcium ion; potassium ion transport. The transcript is spliced from 4 exons. The coding region runs from base 97 to 942 and encodes 281 amino acids. NCBI's taxonomy places the organism in Eukaryota, Metazoa, Chordata, Chondrichthyes, Myliobatiformes, Myliobatidae. Gene Ontology annotation, molecular function: potassium channel regulator activity; calcium-activated potassium channel activity. The record is from RefSeq and is a predicted model, not a curated record. Gene Ontology annotation, cellular component: voltage-gated potassium channel complex; membrane.
UUGCAUCAUCUAAGCAAAAAAACAAAUUAGAGUUGAUUGAAAGAUAUAACACAUUAAGGGAGAAAAUUCUGUGAAAAUUCCAAGUAUUCCUGUUACAUGGCAAGAGACACAAAAGUACACAGAGACUGCAAAUUAUUUGAGUUUUUAAGCAAGUGUGUUCAAAUUAAUUUCAUGGAUUUUCCCUUCAAUAGGCCUCUUGAACGUAACUCAAUUUCCUCCUCUUCUGUGAGAGACAUCAACAGUGAUUCUCUACCUAAAAUGUUUCUGUGGUCCAAGGCAGAACAGAAAGAUGAACCAGAAAGAAGCAUAUAUAAAAAGAUAAGGACACAAGAUAUUCUGGACAAACGAAAAACGGACACCGCCCUAAAAGAUGGAGAGAACAGAGCCAUAUUUCUGGGUGUGGCAAUGCUGGUGUGUUCCUUAUUGAUCGCCUUCCUUUUGGGAGUAAAAGUGGUCCAACACAACAAUGAAAGCGUUUGGACAGAGGUGUCAAAGUGCACCUUCCUUGAAGCAAGAAUUGCAAACUGCAGAAAAUGCAACUUCAACUGUGGGCCAGAUUGUUGGAAACCAUCACAGUAUACUUGCCUGCAGGUAUACGUUAACAUAUCCUCUUCAGGGAUGAAGGUUAUGCUACACCAAUCAGAAGAGACUGUACGCUUCAAUUCUGAGUGUUUCUGCACUUCAACUUGUAAAAGGAAUCAUGCAGAAAAUGAAAUGCUAUUGGCUUCUCUUAAAGAAAACAUCACUCAGUUCCAGUCUUUUCCAUGUUAUUAUGAUCCGAAAGGAAGACAAAGGAAUGUUCUCUUGGCAAAAUUUGACAUGUUUAAUGCUUUGUGUCAUGCAAUGCUCUGGCCUUCUUGCAUGUUUCUUGGUGGAAUUGUACUUGUCAGCCUGGUGAAGCUCACACAGUACCUGUCUCUGCUCAGCGAACAGUCCAAGUGAGAAAUUGAAAGGAAUGAAAAAACAGUUGCCAAUGUUCACCAAAGUUCCUUAAGAAUUGAUACAUAUAAUGUACCAAGCUGAAAGCAAAAAAAUCACAGGUCUUUGUUACACAGUUUCAAAAAGCUAAAAGCUAAAGGUUUAUUUAUUAAUAAAUAAACAAUGUAAAAAUCUUCAAGUACUGUACCUGCAAAAUUAAAAAAUAUCUUCAAGCUGUUACUAAUGAUUAACACAAAGUUAGCUAAGCAAAUACAAUUUAGCCCAACUAAACGAUAAUUUGUGGAUUAGAAACAAUCACAUUCGAAGGAUGACUUUAGUAAAUAAAAGCAAACAAUGAAAAUAUUUACACUAUCAUUGGUAUUUGCUGUAUCUCAGAUUAAUCCUAUCAUUAAUAUAGAUGUUUCCCAUCUUUAAAUAGCAAUUUAAAAAAAAAUUUGUAAAUAAUUUUACUUCCAUCUAGUUUUUAUACAAUAUCUAGAUAAGUUUAUUUAAAUAACUAGUGGAUUGACAAAGAUAAUAUUUUGGUAAUUGUUUUCACAAAAAAUAGAGACUGCAGUUCAAAAGGAACAUUAAGAUGUAGAUGAAUUCCAUGCGCCACAGCUAUGGUUAAAGUAUCAAAUAUGUUUUUAAGAAAGUUUUGUACUUUUGGUAUAGGUAAAUUACAAGGCAUAAAUAUAACAACUGAUGAGAUUGAUUCCAAUCAAGCAAACUAGUUUUUUUUCAGGACCAUCUGAAAACAAUGGGAAAACUAACACAAGAGAUUCUGCAGAUGCCGGAAAUCCAGAGCAAGACACACAAAAUGCUGGAGGAACUCAGCAGGUCAGGCAGCAUCUAUAGAGAGGAAUGAACUGUCAUUGUUCCAGACCAACAUGAUGACUUCAUCAGGUCCCGAUGAAAAGUCUUGGACCAAAACGUCAACGGUUUAUUCCCCUCUAUAGAUGUUGCCUGACCUGCUGAGUUCCUCCAACAUUUUGUGCACCUUGUCUUAAAAUUAAUGAAAGUUAAAAUGAAAUUUAAAUAAAACAAGAACUAAAAGUUAAGGUCAAUUAAGACUGAGUGAAUUAAAUGCCAUGUAAGGCAAGGAAAGAGAAAUCAAGUUCAAGUCCAAGUUUAUUGUCAUUCAACCAUACACAUAUAUACCGCCAAAUGAGACAAUGUUCUUCCAGACUAAGAUGCACAACAUAGUACAUAUACAUAACUUGCACACUUAACACAUAAAAUAAUAUUACCACAAAGAAAGUAACAAAUAAUAAGGUGCAUAUUGGAUACAAGUUAAAAUGUAAGCAGUAUAAUGCUUCUGGCACUUCAUAUAUGAUGAGACCUGGGUCCUGUUAAAUAUUGGAUUAAGAAUUGGGAAAAACAGGAAGGAUAGGAAAAGCAAGAAAGCAGCAUUUCAAAUUUUUAGAACUUCCAUUAAUUCAUCACCAACCUUAUAACUGUUCAUUUCCUAGGUCAGGAAGAUUAAUUGGAAGCUAUUAACCAUUAUUACUCUGCCAGAGGCAAUUAUCCUCUGAUAUUUACAAGGUAAAAUUUUCCAUGGCAACUAAUUAUCAGCUAAAGUGCAUCGUCAACACUUCAUCCACAGGACAUAAAGGUUAAACAGAAAUGGCAUUUCUGUGAAGUUAAUAGUCAAUGGUACGGUUCAUCCAACAUCUGGUGGAAUUUGUCUCAGAAAGUUGCAGGAUGAUCUGCAUGUUAGUAAUGUUUCUCAUUCUCCACAUAGCAUUCAGUAAAUUCCAUCCCACUGUUUCAACCUCCUCGUACCUAAUCAGGUUAUAAAUAAAGGUUUGGUUCAAAUAAUACUUACAAGAAUUCAUUUUUGGUGUUUAUAUUAUUUUGCAGAGCACUGACAUUGUAGCACUGUCCUUGGAAGUGACCAUAUACCAGAUAUUUGUUUUACUCUGUUGGUAUGCAUAAUGGUGGCUAAAGCAUGGUUUUAAUAUGUUCAGAUUUAUGAAUUUCCUUUCAUUUAUUUACAUACCUUUUUAUUUUAGACAGUCCAAUAAAGAGCUCGAAUGUUGGGUAACAUUGAAAGCAAAACAGCAGCCAAUUGAUUAUACCUUAGGAAUAUCUGACAUCAGAUGAAAUGUCACGGAAAGCUUAAGGGUGCCACAGUAACAUUACAGUUAGCAUGACACUAUCACAGCUUUGCGUGUCGAUGUUUCGAGUUCAAUUCCAUGUCAUCCGUAAGGAGUCUGUACAUCCUUCCUGCGGAAUGUGUGGGUUUUCUCCAGGUGCUCUGAUUUCCUCCCACAGUCAAAGUAAUAGGUAAACUGGUCAUUGUAAAUCGUCCUGUGAUUAGGUUAGGGUUAAAUCUGGGGUUGCUGGGCAGUGUGACUCAAAGUGCCAGAAGGGCCUACUUUACACUGUAUCUCAAUAAAUAAAUAAAGUUUCUAAAUUAUAAUUGAAAUGCUCUUUGUCAGUUUGCACAAUUUUAGAAUUAGAGUUAAGUUUGAAGUAGGAAUCAAUAUGAUUUUCUACUGUUAAUAAAGAUUCAUUUU